CGGCGGCGGGCGCCUUCCCAGCUGGUGGAUGUUGCUUUCAGGGGCCGCGAAGUCCCGUGCGAACUUGUCCCGCGAGGCCUCAAGGGUCCCAUUCCCGUCGCUCUCACCUGCCCUGGUUGCAGGGCCACGAGGAGGAAGUCUUGGAGAACCCGGAAGGAGGCGGAGAUGGACUUGCUGAUCUUUGAAGAUGUGGCCGUGAACUUCACCCCAGAGGAAUGGGCUUUGCUGGACCCUGCUCAGAGGAAGCUCUACAGAGAUGUGAUGUUGGAGACCUUCAGGAACCUGGCCUUUGUGGGUUCUUGCCUUCACGUUAAAACCAGUGGUUCAAGUGCCCAGCGGGAUAUUUUGGAGAAUGUACUAUGCAGUGAAGAGAAAAUAGUAAGAUUCAAAAGAAAUGAUUCCAAGUCUGUUUUGGGAGAAAACUGGGCCUUUCCCAAUAUGGGACAUCAACAUCCACCUCAUCAGAAGUAUUUGAGAAAUAAUUUGGUGGAGAGUCUCUGUGAAGGUAAAAAAAGUCAUCAGUGUCUAGGAACCCUGAACCAGAUUACAAAUCUUGCUGUAUAUAAGGAUUGUCAGACUGGAAUUCAGCCCCAUACAUGCACUAAGUGUGGAAAAGCUUUCAGGGAUCAUUCUUUCCGGAAGAAUCAGCAAAGAUCUCACACUGGACAUAAAGCUUAUUCAUGCGAACAGUGUGGGCAAGCCUGCAGCUGUGUCUUGUGCCUAAGCAUUAGUAGGGAAACAGACAUGGUAGAGAAACCCUGUAAAUGUCAGGAUGCUGGGAGAGCAUCUAAGAGAUUUGUUAAGAGUCUCAUUAAUAAACAGUCUUUAGAGUGUAAGAGAUCUGGAAAAGCUGUCAAUUGUCCCUCAUCCUUUAAAGGACACGAGAGAGGUCACUAUGGACAGAAAAUGCACGUGUGUGAAGUAUGUGGGAAAUCCUUCAGUUAUUCUUGCCAGCUUGCAAGGCAUGUGAGAACUCACACUGGAGAGAAACCCUAUGAAUGUCAAGAAUGUGGGAAAGCUUUCACUAGCAUCUCACACUUCCGAGAACAUGUGAGAAUGCACACUGGAGAGAAACCCUAUGAAUGUAAACAGUGUGGCAAAGCUUUCAGUUGGUGCACUUACCUUCGAGAGCACAUGAGAACACACAGUGGAGAAAAACCCUACGAAUGUAAGCAGUGUGGCAAAGCCUUCCCAUAUCUCAAAUCCCUGCAAGGACAUGUGAGGAUACACACUGGAGAGAAACCUUAUGUGUGUAAGGAAUGUGGGAAAUCCUACAGUUGUCCCAAAUACUUCAGAAAACAUGAAAAAACACAUAGUGGAGUAAAACCCUAUGAAUGUACAGAAUGUGGGAAAGCCUUCAUUACUUCCUCAUCCCUUCGAGAACAUAUGAAAACACACAGUGAAAAGAAGCCCUAUCAGUGCCAGCAGUGUGGGAAAGCCUUCAGGUACCCGAGAUCCCUGCAAGGGCACAUGAUAACACACAGUGAAGAGAAACCAUAUGAAUGUCUGCAAUGUGAAAAGGCCUACAGGUGUCUCAUAUCCCUGCAGAGACAUAUGAAGAUACACAGUGGUGAAAAAUUCUGAAUACAAAGACUGUGGGAAAGCCUUUAUUCUCCCCUAAAAGCUUAUAAAUGUGAGCAGUCCCAGGAGGAAAAGCAUGGAAAGAAUGUGGGGAAAUGUUCAGCACUUCACCUCUUUUAUACUUGAAAACUCAGGUUAGGACAGAAAUCUUUUUUAAGUGCCUUAUCCUGAAUAAAGAUCCCAGUGUAUUAAUUUCUAGUUCAUCUUGCUGAUCUGAGCACUUAAGAUAAUAACUAUCCAUCUAUGUUUCCGUCAUCUUUAAUUACCACUUAUGUUUUAAUAUUUCAGGCUUUAAAUGAUUAUAUGGUCAUAUAAUACUUGUUGCAUUUCCAUUACAGUAUUUUUUGAGCCCAGA
Molecule: messenger RNA, 1936 nt
Organism: Phacochoerus africanus (Common warthog)
Lineage: Eukaryota; Metazoa; Chordata; Mammalia; Artiodactyla; Suidae
Product: zinc finger protein 77-like
Exons: 4
Coding region: 166-1584 (472 amino acids)
Biological process (GO): negative regulation of transcription by RNA polymerase II
Molecular function (GO): DNA-binding transcription repressor activity, RNA polymerase II-specific
Source: RefSeq, a predicted model, not a curated record